GCCCGGCCGCCGCGCAUGCGCAGGGGGCGUGUACUAGGCCGGUUGCCAUGAGAGCGGUGGCCCUGGCGAUGGAGCCGGAGUGAAGUAGGUGAGGGCUGGGGGGGGAGGAGGAGGAUCGUUGCCCCGCUCGCGGUCCUGUCAUGCCCGAGCUCAACUGUGCAGAAUGCCACACAAAAUUGGAUUCGUAGUUAUCAGUUCAUCAGGACAUGAAGAUGGCUUCAGUGCAAAAGAACUGAUGGUUCAUGCACCAACAGUCAAUGGAUGGAGAUCACCAAGGUACUACUCUGCCAGUAUCCACAAGAAAUCGUCCUUCAGAUGGUGGAGAGAUGUCGAGUUCGAAAGCUGCAAUUACUCGCUCACCAGUAUAUGAUUUCAAGCAAAAUUGAGUUCUACAUUAGUGAAAAUCUGCCUGAGUACUUUGCACCGUAUCAGUCAGAGCGGUUUCGCAGACUGGGUUAUGUCUCUCUCUCAGACAAUGAGAAGACGGGGUACAAAGCACGGGAGCUGAAGUCAGUCUACGUGGAUGCAGUAGGACAGUAUCUAAAACUCACUUUCCAUAAAAAUUACAUCAAUAGAUACAACUUAUACAGUCAGGUUGCUCUGGUAGCAAUAAAUAUAAUUGGGGAACCUGCAGACUACAGCAAUGACAGCAAUAACCCUUCAAGAGAGAAGCUGAUUGACCAUUACCUUGGGAACAAUCCAGAUGACCUAGCCUUAGACGGAACAUACCUCGGAAAACCUGACUCUAUUUCACCACUGGAUGAUUUGGCUUUUGAUAUGUACCAGGAUCCGGAAGUUGCUCAGAUAAUUCGUAAACUGGAUGAGAAAAAGCAUGAAGCUGUCCAUCAUGAACGUUAUGACUAUGCCAAGAAACUCAAACAAGCUAUUGCUGACUUGCAAAAGGUUGGGGAACGACUCGGGCGGUAUGAGGUAGAAAAGCGCUGUGCUGUAGAGAAAGAAGAUUAUGAUCUUGCUAAACAGAAGAAACAGCAGAUGGAAGAGUACCGCCUGAAGGUGUAUCAGCAACUGGAGCUGCACAACCUUCUGGAUCCAGAGCUGAUGAUCCGAAGACCUCCUGAAUUGCCACUUGAGCCUAUGGUUUAUUCAGUUAGCCCUCGGCAAAAGAAACCCAUGCAGUCACCCCAGCAUGAGAAAACAGAAGCACAGAAGACCGAGCCUUUGCCACAAGAAAAGCCACCCAAGACAACUUCCCCUGAGCCCACUGUUCCUGAACACUCCGCUUCUCCUGUUGCUCAGCCACCAGUCUCUGUAGAGGGUUUUCCAAAGAUAAAUGUUGAAUUUUUGCCAUAUGAUGAGAGACCUCUUCCAGCUAUUCGUAAGCAGCAUGAGGAUGGAUUUGCCUACCUUGAGCCAGAGAUGAAUGAAGAAGAUAUCAGUGAUACUCCAAGAAGUGGCAUCACUGGAGAACCAGAACCAUUAACUGAGAAAGCGCUGAGGGAGGCUAGCCCUGCCAUUGAAGUUUUCGGAGAGGCCUUGGUUGCAGGAGCAUAUUCCAAGACUUGGUCAUAUCGAGAAGAUGCAUUGCUUGCUAUAUAUAAAAAGCUGAUGGAAAUGUCUGCCAGCACAUCUAAGGAUGAUUUAAAGAAUAUGCUUAGAGCUGCUAUCUUUCUUAUAAGAAGAGCCAUAAAAGACAUAGUGUCUUCAGUUUUCCAAGCUUCCCUGAAACUUUUGAAAAUGAUCAUCACUCAGUAUAUACCAAAGCAUAAACUAGGUAAACUGGAAACAGCUCAUUGUGUGGAAAGAACGCUUCCAAAUCUGCUUUCUAGAACAGGAGACUCCUCAACCCGUCUUCGUAUUGUGGCUGCCAACUUCAUUCAGGAAAUGGCACUAUGUAAUGAAGUUAAACCUCUUCAAAUCAUUCCGGUUCAUCUGGUCCAACCAUUGAAACCGAAUUCCCCUACUCAUCUGGCAAUGAGUCAGGUGGACUUGGUGGAACGGCUGUUGAAAGACCUGGGAACAGAAAACUCUGGAUUUACCAUUGACAACGUCAUGAGGUUUGCGACAGGGGCAUUGGAGCACAGAGUAUAUGAGGUACGCGAUACAGCAUUACGGAUUAUCUUCGACAUGUACAGGCAGCACCAGGCCAUUAUACUGGACUAUCUUCCUCCAGAUGAUGCCAACACACGCAAGAAUGUUCUCUAUAAAACACUCUUUGAUGGAUUUACUAAAAUAGAUGGUAGACUUACUGAGGCUGAGCUUAGGGCACAGAAAAAGGCAGCCACAGAAAAAGCAGAAAAACAGAAGAAAGAGGAGAUUAAGGUCCUGCAAGGGCAGCUAGCAGCGCUGAAGGAGAUCCAGGCAGAAGUUCAGGCUGGAAAGGAGAAAGAAAAUGAUUUUCAGAAGCCAAAGACUCAAGGUGAGCAGGUAAAGAAAGUCACCCUACCUGCGGCAACAGAGAUUCCAGAUGAUCAUUCCUCGGUUGCAAAUUAUUUAGAUAACCUAUGCAUUUUUUGUGGUGAAAGGGAUGAAUCCUUCACAGAGGAAGGCUUGGAUCUCCAUUACUGGAAACAUUGCCCUAUGUUGACAAGAUGUGAGCACUGCAAACAGGUGGUGGAGAUAGCAAGCCUGACAGAGCACUUGCUGACUGAGUGUGAUAAAAAAGAUGGCUUUGGGAAAUGUCAGCGCUGUAGUGAGGCCAUUCCAAAAGAGGAACUGCCCAAACAUGUGAAGGGCAAGACUUGCAAUCCUGCAAAACCAGAAAAGGUGGCAAACCAUUGUCCAUUGUGCCAUGAAAACUUCGCCCCAGGAGAGGAGGCGUGGAAAUCUCACUUAAUGGGCAAAGAUGGCUGUAAAAUGAAUCUGCGGAGGACGCAUACACUCAAUAAAACUCUGCUGAUGCAGCCUGGCAAAGCAGCAGGAUUAACCAUAAACAAAUCAGGUCCUACUGCAACAAAGGUUCGAUCCCCCUCUGUAGGAAGCAAGAUCCCUACCCCAAAAGGGGGCCUGAAUAAAAGCACUGGCAGAACAUAUGCAAAGCGAUGACAUGAGAAGUACUUGUUUCCUUUGUCUCCAUAACUGAGCAAGUUUUAUGUGAUGCACAACAUUUCCAAGAUUUGUUUACAAGUGAUAGGAGCCCCACGUCAUCCAUUUCACCUGAACUACACACUGCUGUUUAUCAACCACAAAUAGUGUUUGACUGCUUCAUUUACCCAAUAGUUAACACUUAUAUAUUGGUUCUCUCCGUGCAGUGUUGUGUAUAAUUAUCCCAAGAACCUGCAUCUCACUUUUAGUGAUGAGCAGUCUUUUGGGGACAGAGCCUCUGGCCUGCUGCACUCCUUUUGCACUUCCCCAAUAGCAUGGAGGGAGCAGAAAGCAGCUGAACCUUCCCUGAUGAGGAUUCUCUCAGCCCGGGGGAGUCCCUAGUAGUAUAGAUCCUGCAUAGCCAGAUCCUGAGCUAUCCACUGCAGCAGCAACCAAUGUAGAGAUCCUGGCCAAAAUAUAGCAUGCUUCGGCUGUCCCUGGUCAGUGUAUUGUCCCAUGGGACUAGGGUGGUAGCUAGUGUAACAAGAGCAUCCUGGAUGCUAGGACAAGUAAGGAACUGGCCCCAGGAUCAGGAUGCCACAACUGGCUCUCUUUUGGCCCUUCCUCGGGGCAUAGCUGAGACUCUAGCCCUUCUGAUUCAAACUAAAUCAGGUUUUCAGAACAAAGCUUUGCGGUAUCUGUUCCUUUGAACCAAAGCUAAUGUUCGCUUACAAAUACUCCCCAAAUGCAAUCAUUGUAUCAUAUGACUUUAUCAGUUUAAUGAAGUCACUAUAAAAUUUGUUGGUAAUUGUUCUUUGCCAAAACUUGCUUGGUUGUGUGACACAGUAAAAGUAAUAGUGUCACUACACACCUGAUUGAGGGGAAAUAAGUACUAGUUGUACAGAAAUAGAGCUACAAGAAGACUAUAGUAUCACUUACCUACAGUAUAGGUCUACUGUGUAUAUUUCUGCACCACUCCAGCAAAUCAAAACCAGUCUACAAAGAAAUUAUCAUAUUUAGGCUUUGAAACACAUCACUGAAUAUUAGAAACACAGUAGCUGUAUUGCAAUCACAGUAGCCUUGCUGUCGUUAAGUUUGUGUCAUAGGAGUGUCACAACCCAACUGUUCUAAUGUACAGCUAACAAAAAUUAAAGUAGAAAGUAAGUCUUGA
Mauremys reevesii (Reeves's turtle) is the source of this 4153-nucleotide messenger RNA. RefSeq names its product centrosomal protein 104 (gene CEP104). The transcript has 22 exons. The record is from RefSeq and is a predicted model, not a curated record. Lineage: Eukaryota; Metazoa; Chordata; Testudines; Geoemydidae. The coding region runs from base 262 to 3003 and encodes 913 amino acids. Gene Ontology annotation, cellular component: cilium.